UUCACUUCCGGGUGCGCGGCAGCGGGCGCCAUAUUGUCUUGUCCGUGAAGACGGGGAGCGAGAACGGGGGCAGCGCGGCCGCGGAGCGGCGGCACCGGCGGCGGGAGGCGGGGGAGAGCUUGAAAUAUAGACUAUAUAAAGACUUAAAAGAUGUGGGAUCAAGGUGGACAACCUUGGCAGCAAUGGCCUUUGAACCAACAGCAGUGGAUGCAGUCAUUUCAGCACCAGCAAGAUCCGAGCCAAAUUGACUGGGCUGCAUUAGCUCAAGCAUGGAUUGCUCAACGAGAAGCCUCAGGGCAACAGAAUGUAGUGGAACAACAAGGAAUGAUGCCAAACGGACAGGAUAUUUCAGGAAUAGAGUCUGGUCCAAACAACCAUAAUAAUUUUCAGGGGGAUCCCAACUUCAACAGAAUGUGGCAGCCAGAAUGGGGAAUGCCUCACCAACCCCCUCACCCACCUCCAGACCAGCAGUGGAUGACUCCAACCCCAGGUCAAAUGGAAAUUGUUCCUCCAUCUGAAGACAGCAACAGUCAGGACAGUGGGGAAUUUACUCCUGACAACAGGCAUAUAUUUAACCAGAACAAUCACAACUUUGGGGGACCUCCCGAUAACUUUGCAAUGGGGCCAGUGAACCAGUUUGACUAUCAGCAUGGGGCUGCUUUUGGUCCACCUCAAGGUGGAUUUCAUCCACCUUAUUGGCAGCCAGGACCACCAGGACCACCAGGUCCUCCAGCACCUCCUGCACCUACUCAAAAUCGAAGGGAAAGACCCUCAUUCAGAGAUCGGCAGCGUUCACCUAUUGCGAUGCCUGUGAAGCAGGAGCCUCCACAGAUUGAUGCUGUGAAGCGUAGAACUCUGCCUGCCUGGAUUCGAGAGGGCCUGGAAAAGAUGGAAAGAGAAAAACAGAAAAAACUGGAAAAAGAGAGAAUGGAGCAGCAACGUUCACAGAUGUCUAAAAAAGAAAAAAAGGAAAGUGAGGAGGCUGAAGAAGGGGAUGGCCCACGGUUACCUCAGAAAAGUAAAUUUGACAGUGAUGAGGAAGAUGAAGAUGCCGAAAACACAGAAGCUGUAAGUGUUGGGAAAAGCAGCAGGAGUCCAUCCCCAGCUCCUCAAGAGGAGCAAAGUGAACCAGAAAUGACAGAAGAAGAAAAGGAGUAUCAAAUGAUGAUGCUGACAAAAAUGCUGCUGACAGAGAUUCUCUUAGAUGUCACAAAUGAAGAAAUCUAUUAUGUGGCCAAAGAUGUUCACCGUAAAGCAACUAAAGCUCCUGCAAAACAGCUGGCACAGUCCAGUGCACUGGCUUCCCUCACUGGACUCGGUGGACUGGGUGGUUAUGGAUCAGGAGACAGUGAAGAUGAGAGGAGUGACAGAGGCUCUGAGUCAUCUGAUACUGAUGAUGAGGAAUUACGACACAGAAUCAGGCAAAAACAGGAAGCGUUUUGGAGAAAAGAGAGAGAACAGCAACUACUACUAGAAAAACAGCUAGAAGAAGAGAAGCUACAAAAUGAAAAAGUUUCGAAAGAGAUGAGUGAAUUUAUCAACAAAGAACAAAAUAGUAACUCAGCAUCACAGGAGGCAAAAGAAAUUGAAGCAGAUAUGGUUCAUGAAAAGAAAAGAUCUCCAAAUGCAAUCACACCUGAUGUAGAAGUCAAGAAAGAGGGUAAAGACAGGACAGGAAGGAGUGGGUCCAGAAGCUCCAGCAGUGGUAGCACUAGCAGCAAUAGCAGGAGCAGCAGCAGUAGCAGCACAGUAUCUAGUUCAUCCUAUAGCACUAGCUCAGGUAGCAGUCGCAGCUCUUCACGUUCUUCCUCUCCUAAAAGGAAGAAGAGGCACAGUCGCAGUAGGACGCCAUCACAUAAGGUUAGGCGCAGCAGAAGCAGGAGUUACUCCCACAGAAAUAGGAGAGAGAGGAGUAGGAGCAGAGAGAAAAUACGGGAAAGGAGAAGACCUAGUAGAAAUCACAGUGCUGAAAGAGGGGAGAGGCGGAGAAACCGGAGUCCUUCAAGAGAGAAAAGCUGGGAUAGACGUAGAAGCGGUAGCCGCUCACGAGACCGGCGAGCCAACCGUGCAAGCCGCAGCAGAAGCAGGGAGAGACGUAAAGCUGAAGACCAGCGUAGAAGCCCAACUGGAAAUAGGCACAAACAUAAAAGUGAGGGUAAAGAUCAAGACAGGAAGAAGGAGCAGGGCGGAGGUGUAGAUAAAGACAGAAAAAAGAACAGAGAAAGGGAGAGAGAUCAGGAAAAAAGAAAAGAUAAGCCCAAAAAAGAGGAAAAAGAAAGUAAGGCUGGCAAUCAUGAUGACAGUAGAUUAAAGAGAAAAAGAGACAGUGAAAGAACUUUCUCUCGCAGUGAUUCAAUAUGUGUGAAAAUAAUAAGACAGGAUUCCAGACAAGAAAGCAAAAAAAUUACUACCAAAGAUAGCAAAAAGCGGUCAGGCUCUGAAUCUAGUGCGAGAAGUAGUUCUGAAUCACCAGGAAGCAGUAAAGAAAAGAAGGCUAAGAAAUCAAAGCAUAUUCGGUCAUGCUCCAUGGAGAAAUCUCAAAGGUCUGGUAAGAAGGCAAGCCGCAAACACAAGUCUAAGUCACGAUCAAGAUCAACAACUCCUCUUCGUCGUAAACGCUGAGGAAUUUAUGGCACCAGUGCUAUGACGUUUAAAAAUUCCAUGAGUUAUAAAAGGCUUGUCUCAUUAUAGAGGCACAUUGUGGCUAUGUAGGUGAAACCAGAAUCCUUUUUUUAUCUGUACAUAGGUGUAUUUUUUCCAAAUGCUGCUCAGAAUUAAAUACCUAAUAGGAUUUCUUUGUAUUACAUUUUUUCAAGAACGGUAGCGCUUAUUAAGACUAUAAAACAGGCCAUUCUCUUUCAGCUGUAAUGUUCUUAAAAUUACUAUUGAAUGUACUGUGAUGUCAAUAAAGCUCUUUAGUUAAUUUUUGUUUAAAA
Molecule: messenger RNA, 2936 nt
Organism: Lepidothrix coronata (blue-crowned manakin)
Lineage: Eukaryota; Metazoa; Chordata; Aves; Passeriformes; Pipridae
Gene: PNISR
Product: PNN interacting serine and arginine rich protein
Exons: 13
Coding region: 151-2622 (823 amino acids)
Cellular component (GO): presynaptic active zone; nuclear speck
Molecular function (GO): RNA binding
Source: RefSeq, a predicted model, not a curated record